AAGCGCCGCCUCGUUACGUGGCCGAAUGUUUUGUAACAACCUCGUGUAGCGUGACGUCACUCACUGAUUCCUUAUUCCCGGCUGCUGGCACUCAGUACUGCAGAGGACGCGGACGCCAUGACGCACCGCUCAAUCCACUGGUUCAGGAAGGGGCUGCGUCUCCACGAUAACCCCGCCCUCCUGGCAGCGAUGAAGGACUCUGUGGAGCUCCAUCCCAUUUUCAUUCUGGAUCCGUGGUUCCCCAAAAACAUGAGUGUUAGUGCCAACCGCUGGAGAUUCCUCAUCGAGACAUUGAAGGAUCUAGAUGACAGCCUGAAGAAAAUCAACAGCAGGUUGUUUGUGGUGAGAGGGAAACCGGCCGAGGUCUUCCCCCUGCUGUUCAAGAAGUGGAAGGUGACUCGCCUGACCUUUGAAGUGGACACGGAGCCGUACUCAAGGCAGCGUGACGCAGAGGUGGAAAGGCUUGCGGCUGAGCACAAUGUGGAGGUCAUUCAGAGGGUGUCGAACACCCUGUAUGAUAUAGACAGAGUGAUCGCUGAAAACAAUGGGAAGCCCCCUCUGACGUAUGUCCGCCUGCAGACGGUCUUGGCGUCUAUGGGCCCCCCGAAGCGACCGUGCCAUGCGCCGACACAGGAAACCAUGGCAGGUUGCUGCAGGCCGUGGAAAGCCUCGUAUGAAGAGGAGUAUGGCGUCCCCACAUUGGAGGAGCUGGGACAAGACGCCCAGGAGCUCGGACCUCACUUGUACCCCGGCGGGGAGAGCGAGGCACUGCGCCGGCUGGACCUUCACAUGAAGAGAACGGCCUGGGUGUGUAACUUUCAAAAGCCAAACACCGAACCCAACACUCUGACCCCCAGCACCACCGUGCUGAGCCCCUACAUGAAGUUUGGAUGUCUGUCGGCGCGGACCUUUUACUGGAAGCUGGUGGAGAUCUACCAGGGGAAAAAGCACUCCGCCCCCCCAGUGUCACUUCAUGGGCAGCUGCUGUGGCGCGAGUUCUUCUACACAGCGGGGGUCGGGAUCCCCAACUUCAACAAGAUGGAAGGGAAUCCCGUCUGCGUCCAGGUGGAUUGGGCUGAGAACAAGGAACAUCUCCAGGCGUGGAGUGAGGGCAGAACUGGCUAUCCCUUCAUUGACGCCAUAAUGACGCAGCUACGGACGGAGGGCUGGAUCCACCACCUGGCUCGGCACGCCGUUGCGUGUUUUUUGACACGUGGAGACUUGUGGAUAUCGUGGGAAGAAGGUCAAAAGGUAUUUGAGCUGCUUCUGCUGGACGCGGACUGGUCUCUGAACGCUGGGAACUGGCAGUGGCUUUCGGCAAGCGCCUUCUUCCACCAGUUCUUCAGGGUGUACUCCCCGGUGGCGUUUGGAAAGAAGACAGACAAAAACGGUGAUUACAUAAAGAAGUACCUGCCGAUUCUGAGGAAGUUUCCAGCGGAGUAUAUAUACGAGCCCUGGAAAGCGCCCCGCAGCCUGCAGGAGAGGGCCGGUUGCAUCGUCGGGAAAGAUUACCCCAAACCUAUCGUGGUGCAUGAGACGGUCAGUAAGCAGAACAUCCAGCGCAUGAAGGCGGCUUAUGCCAGGAGAUCGGGGGCCGGCGCCGAACAGACGCAAGGAUCAAGCGAUAAGAAUAAGAAGGGAGAGAAGAGGAAGGGGCCGUCUGUGGCUGAGCUCUUUAAGAAGAAGAAAAAGUAAAAGUUACUGAGCCCCCAAUUACAGCGGUCCCUUAUAGCGGAGAACACUCUGGUUUUACCUCGGACAAAUCACACUAACAAAUGUCUGUUAUCUGCCGCAGAAUGUGUAGGUGGCACAGUGCCAGCGUCCAACCAGGGCACAGCCUGUGGGUGUUUUCUUACUCAGGGAUUCCUUCUGUAUCAGUAGUUCUUAAACUCUGUUCUCAGGACCCCAAACAGUUCAUGUUUUCCAGUCCGGCAGGUGCACAGGUGUAGUCAUUGCUCACUGAGAUGUUUUAAAAGAUCCGCAGGUGCAGCUAAUUAUUUCACCUGUGAUUCUGUGAGGACUCCUGGAAAACAUGAACUGCUUGGGGUCCGAAUUUGAGAACCUUUGCUCUAUAUGUAUGAGUAUAUAAGGUGCUGUGUAAUAUAUUGGUACUAUACAUAAAGAUGACCAUUAGGUCUGUGUAAAAUGAACUUA
Pseudophryne corroboree (corroboree frog) is the source of this 2154-nucleotide messenger RNA. RefSeq names its product cryptochrome-1-like. Gene Ontology annotation, molecular function: deoxyribodipyrimidine photo-lyase activity; DNA binding; FAD binding. Bases 118 to 1695 code for a protein of 525 amino acids. NCBI's taxonomy places the organism in Eukaryota, Metazoa, Chordata, Amphibia, Anura, Myobatrachidae. The transcript has 11 exons. Gene Ontology annotation, biological process: entrainment of circadian clock by photoperiod; circadian regulation of gene expression. Gene Ontology annotation, cellular component: cytoplasm; nucleus. The record is from RefSeq and is a predicted model, not a curated record.